GAAACAUCCAGAGAACCCCAUUCAUCUUCCGAUUUCUCCAACUUUGAGACAGAGUCCGUGCACCACACAGACAAGGAGAUUCAAGCAGAUCUGGAUCAUACUAGCAAUCUGGAAGGAUCUGAAUAUUCUUAUCAAGGAGGCAAUGUAGAAUUCAAGGACAUGCAGGCAGGAAUUGAGUUUGCUGUGCAGAUAACCCCAAUUAAAGAUUCCAAAAAGCAUAAGGAAAAGACGGAUGCUGCAAGGGAGACUCCAGGCUCUUCCUACUUUCCUGAUGACAUGACAGAGACCUUAGACAAUAAGAGUCAAGCAGAGCAGGUGGCAAUCACCACGCAAAGAGGGGGCAAUGCUAUGCCACCAGAAGUAUACUCCAGGAUAGGGGAGGCCAGCAGUUUGGAAGGAAUGGGUCAUCUGAACAGUAGGCAGAUCACAGCCGCUGAUCUUGACUUGGAGAAGAUGAGAUUGGAUGGUGCAAUGAUUAGGCUAAGAUAUAGGCAUGAAGAUAAUGAAAAGCGACGUCAGCAUGAAGAAAAAAUGGAACAGCUACGCCAAAAGGUUCCCUCUCAAUCAAUUGGACGAGAGCUCCAUGAAUUAUUCCAGCCCCAGAACCAGUAUGCCCUAUUUUUUUUCUGCUUCAUCUUUAUCCAUGUUAUUUACACAGUAAGGGAGCUGGCUUUCUAUUUUAUUACAAAGCACCACAUAUUCUGCUUUGCCACUUUGCUGUAUUUUGUUUUCAAGAAGGUUUUCCUGGAUUACAAAAAUAGGAAAAAACAACCUUGA
Python bivittatus (Burmese python) is the source of this 777-nucleotide messenger RNA. RefSeq lists its product as uncharacterized. Gene Ontology annotation, cellular component: endoplasmic reticulum. The record is from RefSeq and is a predicted model, not a curated record. NCBI's taxonomy places the organism in Eukaryota, Metazoa, Chordata, Lepidosauria, Squamata, Pythonidae.